AUGGCUCAUAUUGCACAGCCAUUACUUAUUCGUCAAAUUAUUCUCUAUAUUAAGGGUCAAUCUGGGUUACCAGUUUACGUAGGUUAUCUAUUUGCUGUUGGUCUUUGCAUUUCUGCAAUUUUACAAGCCAUUAUUCAUCAACAAAUUCUCUUUCGAAAUAGUCGCAUGGGUAUGCGUGUUCGCAAUGCAUUAUCAUCUGCUAUCUACAGGCACUUGUUAACCAUCAAUACCGCAGCUCUUCAUAAGACUACUGCUGCUCAAAUGGUCAAUUUAGUAGCAAAUGAUGCCGGUAAAUUUGAAGAAUUAAGCAUAUUCGUACAUACUUUAGUGCUAGCACUUUUGGAAGCUCUUGGAACGUUUGCUCUCGUUUGGUGGUACAUUGGUUUACCGACAGUAUUUGGCUAUGCCGUACUGCUUUUAUUAGUACCUAUACAGUUUAUUUUCAGUAGAAAAUUCAGUCAAUACCGAAAGACCACCAUGGCAUGUACAGACAAGUGUGUGCAAAUGACCAAUGAACUUGUAAAUGGAUGUCAAAUUAUUAAAAUGUACAAUUGGGAAAAAGCCAUGGAACAACGAGUACUUGAAGCACGUCGUCGUGAACUUUUGAAUAUUCACAAGGUGAGUUGUUUGAGAGCUGUCAAUACUGCUCUCUCCUUCGCAGCGUUACCUUUGAUUUCUCUUGCUACAUUCGGUGGUAGUUGGCUAAUGGGUCAAACUUUACUUCCAGAAAACAUAUUCACAACAUUAGCCUUCUUCGUCAUGGUCCGAGUGUCAGUAACAGUUGGAAUGCCGCAAGCCAUCGAAAAAUUUAGUGAAGCUCGUGUGUCUGCAAGACGAAUUGAUCAAUUUGUGCAACUCAAUAUAUUGUCGAAUAAACGAGAAAAAAUGGAAAACGAAAACGAAGAUUAUGUAAUCAUUAUGAAAGAUGCAUCAUUUUCUUGGAACGAUACUCCUUCAUUGAUCUCUGUCAAUCUGAAAAUCAGAAGCCGUAACUUGGUUGGAGUGAAAGGUGCCUUUGGUAGUGGCAAGUCAACCUUACUCACUGCUAUUCUUAGUGAAAUCAAUCUUGUUAGUGGACAACUACGACUAAAGGUAAAUUCAAUUUCAUAUGCUCCACAGUUGGCAUGGGUAUUUGCUGGCACUAUUCGAGCUAAUAUUCUUCUUGGUAAAGCGAUGGAUGAAGAACGUUACAAGAAUGUAAUAAAGGCAUGUUGUCUUGAUAUCGAUCUACAAAAUUUCAGUGAAAUCGGUGAUUUAUUGAUGAUUGGUGACAAAGGUGUCAAUUUGAGUGGAGGACCAAGAGCUCGAUAUCGCUUGCUCGUGCUCUAUACACUGAGGCUGACUUAUAUUUACUCGACGAUCCACUUGCUGCCGUUGAUCCAAAGGUAG
Rotaria sp. Silwood2 is the source of this 1389-nucleotide messenger RNA. Lineage: Eukaryota; Metazoa; Rotifera; Eurotatoria; Philodinida; Philodinidae. The record is from the annotation of a GenBank genome assembly.